CCGGGCCCUGCCGAGCGAGAGCGGAGAGGAGCCGGCGGGCCAGCGGGCGUCCCUGCAGCCAGCGAGCAGGAGGAGGAGCUGCUGCCGAGCCGAGGGCAGCCGGGGGAGCCGAGGAGGGCGCCCCAGGUGGUUGCCCCCUCCCUCUCCUGAGAUGUCAGGAAGGAGGGGGCCACCGGUGUCCUCCACAGGGGCCCCCCGGAGUCUGGGGGCUCCCAGCCCCACAGCUUGGAGGUGGAGGAGGUGUUGACAGGUGCUCCAAGAGAUGCUCCUUCUGCCCCCAUGCUCCCUCCCCAUCCUCUUCCUCUCCCUCCUCCCCAGUAUGCCAAUGGAGUCCCAACCCCCACCCUCGACAUUGCCCCCUUUCCUGGCCCCGGAGUGGGACCUUCUGUCUCCCCGAGUGGUCCUGUCUAGGGGUGCCCCUGCUGGGCCCCCUCUGCUCUUGCUGCUGGAGGCUGGGGCCUUUGGGGAGUCAACAGGCACCCCGGCCAACCGCAGCCGGCGUGGGGUGAGCGAAACUGCACCAGCGAGUCGUCGGGGAGAGCUGGCCGUGUGUGAUGCAGUCAGUGGCUGGGUGACAGACCGUCGGACGGCUGUGGACCUGCGUGGGCGUGAGGUGGAGGUGUUGGGCGAGGUGCCUGCAGCUGGUGGCAGUCCCCUCCGCCAGUACUUCUUUGAAACCCGCUGCAAGGCUGAUAGCGCUGAGGAAGGUGGCCCGGGGGUGGGUGGAGGGGGCUGCCGAGGUGUGGAUCGGAGGCACUGGGUGUCUGAGUGCAAGGCCAAGCAGUCCUAUGUGCGUGCAUUGACUGCUGAUGCCCAGGGCCGUGUGGGCUGGCGAUGGAUUCGAAUUGACACUGCCUGUGUCUGCACUCUCCUCAGCCGGACUGGCCGGGCCUGAGGCCCAUGCCCAGGAAAUGGUCAGGCAGGAAAAGAUCAGAGUUGAAUGCUGAGAGACCUCAGGGGUGGCCCAGCUGCUCCAAGGACUCCAGUUUGGGAACUCAUCAAAUGAUCACAAAAUCGCAAGUCUCUGAUUUUGAGCUCAAUCUGUGUAGGAUGGGUGAAACCACAUGGGGUUUUGAAGGAUGAAUAGGAGUUCUCCCAGAGGACCUUGAGGGCAAUAAUGAUGAUGGUGAUAAUAAUAUCAGCCAAUAUUUACUGAGUGUUUACUGUUUCUUAGUCCUAAUACAUAACUCCUCAGAUCAACUCUCAUGGA
Molecule: messenger RNA, 1210 nt
Organism: Sapajus apella (tufted capuchin)
Lineage: Eukaryota; Metazoa; Chordata; Mammalia; Primates; Cebidae
Gene: NTF4
Product: neurotrophin 4
Exons: 3
Coding region: 263-895 (210 amino acids)
Biological process (GO): nerve development; nerve growth factor signaling pathway; negative regulation of neuron apoptotic process
Cellular component (GO): extracellular region
Molecular function (GO): growth factor activity; nerve growth factor receptor binding
Source: RefSeq, a predicted model, not a curated record